Molecule: messenger RNA, 933 nt
Organism: Pseudozyma hubeiensis SY62
Lineage: Eukaryota; Fungi; Basidiomycota; Ustilaginomycetes; Ustilaginales; Ustilaginaceae
Exons: 1
Coding region: 1-933 (310 amino acids)
Biological process (GO): vesicle fusion; Golgi to vacuole transport; intracellular protein transport
Cellular component (GO): membrane; endomembrane system; SNARE complex
Molecular function (GO): SNARE binding; SNAP receptor activity
Source: RefSeq, a predicted model, not a curated record
AUGUCGUUCAACGACCUCGAACGCGGCUCAUCUUCUCGUCAAGGCGGAUCCGGAUCCGGCGGUGGUGGCAGCGGCUCCCGCAAAACUCCGCUUCCCCUCUACCGCGACGAAGUGUCAUCUUCUUUGCCGCCCGAGUUCGAAAAGCUCACCAGCAAGAUCGGCAUCCAGAUCUUCAAGAUCCAAUCCAACGUCACAGCCAUCCAGAAGCUCAUCUCGCUCUCUUCCUCCAAUUCAUCCGCCAAAGCAGCAUCACAGGACUGGAGCAAACGCAUCAACGACUUGAUAGAGACCACGCGCGAACUCGUCAAAGAUGCCACCACCGACAUCAAGCAGCUUUCCACCUUCCCGCUUGGUCCAGCAAACGGUGGGGCCAAGCUGACCCAGGGCAAGUUGCAGCGAGACUUUCAAGCCGCUGCAUUGCAGUUUCAGCGCGUGCAGAAGGAGGCGGUUGCAAAGACGCGCGCCAAGCUGGAACAGGAUAAGCAGAAGGAACGACAGAUGCUCAAGUCGCGCAACUCGCAACAGCUCCUAAUCGACACCGAGGAGUCGGAUCGUGCUGGUGCUCCAGGCGGUGCAGAGGGUGCGUUGCAAGCAGAGGAACUCGACUUGCUACCCGAAGGACCGACCCAGGCGGAUCUCGAAUAUCAGGAAUCGCUCAUCACUUCGCGCGAAGCCGAGAUCAGAGAGAUCGAGUCCGGCGUCCAAGAACUCAACGAAAUCUUCCGCGACCUCGGCAACAUCGUUCAGGAACAAGGAGGUAUGAUCGACAACAUCGAGUUCAACAUCAACUCGAUUGCCGACAACACCGCAGGCGCUGACCGAGAAUUGGUGGUUGCGCACGAGUACCAGAGGAGGGCGGGGAGGAGGUGCAUCUGUCUGUUGUUGGUGGUUGGAUUCGUGGUUGCCAUCGUGUUGCUGGCGAUCCUCAACUAG